Molecule: messenger RNA, 872 nt
Organism: Acanthisitta chloris (rifleman)
Lineage: Eukaryota; Metazoa; Chordata; Aves; Passeriformes; Acanthisittidae
Gene: CHCHD3
Product: coiled-coil-helix-coiled-coil-helix domain containing 3
Exons: 7
Biological process (GO): inner mitochondrial membrane organization
Cellular component (GO): mitochondrion; MICOS complex
Source: RefSeq, a predicted model, not a curated record
UUGUCCGACAGCGUCAUUGAUCGGAUGAAGGAACCUUCCUCGCCCAGUGGGAGACAGCACCGACCUGCAGUUAAUGAUGAAGAGCUGAAGAAAAGAAUAGCUGAAGAACUGGCACUAGAACGAGCCAGGAGAGACUCUGAAGCUCAAAAGAGGAGGUUGAAACAAGAACAAAUGUAUGUUCGGGAUGAGUUUGGGAAACUUCUGGAGCGGGAAAGGAUCUCCUCGAAUGAGCACCUGACGCGAGCGAUCCUGCGGGAGCGCGCGGCCACGGAGGAGGAGAGGCAGAAGGCUCAGCGCUUCGCCAAGCAGCUGGAAGAGAAGGACAGAGAGCUGAGGAAACAUGAUGCCUACUACAAAGAGCAACUGGCUCGGCUGGAGGAGAGGAGUGCUCAGUUCUACAAAGUCACCACGGAGCAAUACCAAAAAGCUGCUGAUGAAGUCUCAGCUCGGUUCAAGCGCUAUGAGUCUCACCCGAUCUGUGCUGAUCUGCAGGAUAAGAUCCUCCAGUGUUACCGGCAGCACGCUCAGGAGACUCUCAGCUGCUCUGCCCUGGCCAGCCAGUACCUGCACUGUGUCAACCAUGCCAAACAGCAGAGCAUGCUCGGCAGAGGAGGAUAAAGGCAAUGUCCAAAUCAAGCACAAGACCAUCAACUAAUUCCAGCAGAAGAGCUUUUUUCUUCCCCCCAAGAAUGAUAUGACAGCCCAUUUGCAGGGCAGGCCAAUAAAGAGAAGACCUGGAAGAGCCAUUUCAAGGGCAGCAACCAUCCCAGCUCAAUCAGUGUGACCAUUUGAAAAGCCAAGACCUGGAUCUUAUUACUUCGGAAAUGGCACAUCGGAGGUACUGAGCGAAACCCUCUUAUUGGUGAUUGAAG